Artibeus jamaicensis (Jamaican fruit-eating bat) is the source of this 1398-nucleotide messenger RNA. RefSeq names its product D-aminoacyl-tRNA deacylase 1 (gene DTD1). The record is from RefSeq and is a predicted model, not a curated record. Gene Ontology annotation, cellular component: cytoplasm. Gene Ontology annotation, biological process: tRNA metabolic process. The transcript has 7 exons. NCBI's taxonomy places the organism in Eukaryota, Metazoa, Chordata, Mammalia, Chiroptera, Phyllostomidae. Bases 140 to 979 code for a protein of 279 amino acids. Gene Ontology annotation, molecular function: D-tyrosyl-tRNA(Tyr) deacylase activity.
CUGGCCUUCACCAACUUGGUCUGGCAGAGCUGCCGGGCGCUUCCCGGUGUCAUCUGCAGUGGGCGCUGGCCGCCAAGCCACUGGCGGAGUCCAGAGGCCGGAAGAAGCGCGCACCGCCCCACUAGCUCCAGCCGCCGCCAUGAAAGCUGUAGUGCAACGCGUCGCUCGGGCUAGCGUCACAGUUGGAGGAGAGCAGAUAAGCGCCAUUGGACACGGCAUCUGUGUUUUGCUGGGCAUUUCUCUGGAAGAUACACAUAAGGAACUGGAGCACAUGGUCCGCAAGAUUUUAAACUUACGUGUGUUUGACGAUGAAAGUGGGAAGCACUGGUCGAAGAGUGUGAUGGACAAACAAUACGAGGUGUUAUGUGUCAGCCAGUUCACCCUCCAGUGUGUCCUCAAGGGCAACAAGCCCGACUUCCACCUGGCAAUGCCCACGGAGCAGGCAGAGAAUUUGUACAACAGCUUCCUGGAGCAGCUGCGCAAGACGUACAGGCCAGAGCUCAUCAAAGAUGGCAAGUUUGGUGCAUACAUGCAAGUUCACAUUCAAAACGAUGGGCCUGUGACCAUAGAACUGGAAUCCCCAGCUCCUAGUGCUGCUACAUCUGACCCAAAGCAGCCAUGCCUCAGAUGUGAGAGGGACAAAGUGCCACUGGGAACCAGAGAAGAGGAGCUCAGGAGCAGUUGUCAAAGCUUGAAAAACAACAGCAGAGGAAAGAAAAGACCAGAGCCAAAGGGCCUUCUGAAUCAAGCAAAGAAAGAAAUGUUCCUCGCAAAGAAGACCGCAGUGCCAGCAGUGGGGCUGAGGGUGAUGUGUCUUCUGAACGGGAACCAUAGACUUCAGGAAUGGAACUCAGUGCAUUAUUAUUGGGUGAAACUGGAUUCUGAAAAAUUCAUGAAAGAUGCUAAACACUUAAACUGCUUCAAGAAUUCGGAACUAAAUUGUGAAAAGGAAGACAGAAAGAAGAAAUCAGGAACCUGAAGAGCCCUGCAAAAAACACCAAAGGAACGUUACCAUUUUCUGUUGUUGCUGUGGUCUGAUGGAGGAAGUGGGUGCUGCCAGUGCAGAGAACGAGCCCUGUGCUCAUGGCAGCAGGCCAUACACCUGUGUCUCACCCACAAGAAGACUUUGUUGGAUCCUGUAUUGUCUUUGCUUACUUUUGGAACAGGCUGGCCCAAUAUCAUUUGUCAUCAUGUUCUUUUUUCACACUGUGGUUUAUUUCUGUGUGUCCAUUAUGGAUGGGUUUCAAAUACAUUCAUGCUAUCCAUGUUCUUCCCAACAUUGAGCAAGCCAGUGCCCAUGUAAAGAGAACAAUCACCAAUGAUAAUGUAUUAUGUGUGGCUUUUGCAUCUUGUAAAUUUUCCCUUUUUUCUAAAAAAAUAAUAAAACUCCAAACCUUA